CCUUCAGUUACCCUAUUCCUUAUUUUUAGAACCCCUUAUUGAGAUCCCCUGCCCUUGGGAACUUUCCUUGAAACCAGAUUCUUCCCCCUGUGCCCUGAGAGGGAGACAAGAGGAGGACUGAUGAUCUGGGGAAGUGCAGCUGAUGUUCUUUCUGCCUCAAAAUUACCUCAUUUGAUGUCUCCUGAUCUGCCUGGGAAGCUUGGGACUGGGCAGCAGGAUGUUCUCUGGCCCUUCUGACUGGUUUGGGUGAUGGAAAGGGGUUUUUAUGCCCCACAGGGCCACUGUGUAUCUGGCUGGGGCUUCUUGCUGUAGGAGGGCCCAGUCUCCUGGCUCCCUGCUGAAAAUAGCUGGGGACUCCCAUGCCCUCGGGCCACAGCGCCAGAAAUUGUUGGCUGAUGAGAGAGGGACAUAAAACCACGGGGAGCCAGGAGCGGCUGCGGCCGGGCAGGAACGCUGCCCUGCAGGAAUGCUGCCCUGCAGGAAUGCUGUCAGGGAGGAAAGCUGCUUUCCCAGCCCGCUGCCUUCCCCGCUCACUGCUGCGGCUGCUGGGGUGGGUUUUUCUAUUUCUGUUUGUGAAAAGGCUUCCCCUGUAAUUACGAGGUGAUUUAACGCCUUGUCUGAGCUGUUGCUGUCGUUCACAGCUGCCGGACACAGAACUGGGCAGGCUCUCGGCAGGGACUCCUCAGCCCAGCAAAGUUACUCUUUGAGCCAGUCACACCUCAGGCAGCCUUCAUCAGUGUCUCUUCCUCACUUCAAAAUGUCCCUCUCGCACACGGCUGCUGAGUACAUGCUCUCUGAUGCUCUGCUCCCGGAUCCCAGCAGCUCCCGAGCCAAGGGCUUGCGGCUGGAGCUGCCAAGCGAUCGCCUGCUGAAGUUUGUCACCGUGGGGCUGCCCCUCUUCCUCGUCUCACUGGCUUUCGCCCGGGAGUUCUCUGCUGGCUCCCAGAUCAGCUGCUUCUCUCCCACCAACUUCACGGGGAAGCAGUCCGCCUACACCGACACAGCUUGCUGGGACUCCCUCAUCCACCAUGGCUUCGACGCCAAGGGACGUGCCAUCACCAAGUCCCUCUGGGCUCUGAAGGUCUUCCCCUACUCACUGCUGGUGGUGGCGGUGCUGAUGUACCUGCCGUACCUGCUGUGGCGUUACGCUGCCGCUCCCGCCCUGCACUGCGACCUCCUCUUCAUCAUCGACGAGCUGGAUAAAUCCUACAACCGCUCCGUGCGCCUGGUGCAGCACAUGAAGAAGGUCCAGCAGGCCAGUGCCGAGCCGGAGCAAUUCUGGGAGGAGUACGAGAGGGCCCGCGAAGAGAGGUAUUUCGAGUUCCCAUUGCUGGAGCGGUACCUGACCUGCAAGCAGCACACCCACGCGCUGGUGUUCAUCUACAUCCUGAGGAACCUGCUGCUGCUCCUGUUCUUGGCUGCCACCUGUCUCUACCUGGUCUUUCUCCACCUUAACAUCUUCUUCCAGGAUGAGUUCAGCUGCUCCAUCAAAACGGGGUUGCUCCAAGCGGAGCCACACAUCCCAUCGCUCAUCCCUUGCAAGCUGGUCUUCUUCUCCGUGUUCCAGCUCAUCAGCCUCUCAGUUGGCAGUGUCUAUGUCCUCCUCAUCCCUGUUGUCAUCUACAAUGCCCUGCAGCUCUGCCAGUGGGACAAGGGACUGCUCUCUGUCUAUGAGAUGCUGCCUGCCUUUGACCUGCUCAGUCGCAGGAUGCUCACCUGCCCCCUCAACGACCUCAACGUCAUCCUUCUCUUCCUCCGUGCCAACAUCUCCGAGCUGACCUCCUUCAGCCGCCUCAAUGCCGUCAGCGCCCUGAGGGAAGCCACUGCCAACAAGGAGGACAUCGAUACCGUCAUCGAUUUCAUGACGCUGCUGGCUGGGCUGGAGACCACCAAGCCCAAACACCAAGCUUGCACCCCCGAGGCCAAAGGCAGUCCAGCCCUCUCCAAUGGUGCAGCCCUAGAACCAAAGCCUGGAGUGGAAACGAUGGGAAAAGCCUCACGGGACUCACUUGGCUCUGCCUGAUCCUGAAGAAGGCAGCAGACAGGGAUCCUGUGAUCCCUGGAUCCACUUCUCUGACACAGCUGUACUGCAGCAGCUGGGCUGAACCUUCCUGCACCUGGCCUUUCCCUUCAUGUGUACAUUUUUCCAGCAAAAAAAAGGGUUAAAUAAUCCGUGUUUUGUGUA
Lonchura striata (white-rumped munia) is the source of this 2185-nucleotide messenger RNA. NCBI's taxonomy places the organism in Eukaryota, Metazoa, Chordata, Aves, Passeriformes, Estrildidae. The record is from RefSeq and is a predicted model, not a curated record.